Molecule: messenger RNA, 1544 nt
Organism: Williopsis jadinii
Lineage: Eukaryota; Fungi; Ascomycota; Saccharomycetes; Phaffomycetales; Wickerhamomycetaceae
Gene: GLO3
Product: ADP-ribosylation factor GTPase-activating protein
Exons: 1
Coding region: 91-1464 (457 amino acids)
Biological process (GO): COPI coating of Golgi vesicle
Molecular function (GO): GTPase activator activity
Source: RefSeq, a predicted model, not a curated record
AGCACAUCAACAAGCCGUAAACAAACAGCGCGCGUGUGUGUGUCAAGCCAUUUUGCUCUUGUUCAUUGAUCUGGAAACCACUGUUUGAAUAUGACGGAUUACGCCACCACCGAAGAGAGAGAUGCUGUCUUCAAGUACCUCUCCAAGGAGCCUGCCAACAAGAUUUGCUUUGACUGUGAGGCUAAGAACCCGACGUGGACGUCGAUCCCCUUUGGAGUGUUGCUCUGCUUGGAGUGUUCUGCUGUUCACAGAAACAUGGGUGUGCAUGUGACGUUUGUCAAGUCGUCGAACUUGGACAAGUGGGGCCAACAUCAGCUGCGUCGUUUCAAGUUGGGUGGUAACCAGAAGGCCAAAGAGUACUUUUUGAAGAAUGGUGGUUCUAGAUACUUGGGACCAAAAGUCGAGGCCAAGCUGAAGUACACCUCGAAAGUUGCAGAGAAGUAUAAGCAGCAUUUGGAUGAUAAGGUUGCUAAGGAUGAAGUCAUGUUCCCUAACUCUGUAAAUUUGGAACAGAUUGACAAUUCUUCAAGCUCAUCGUUGGCUGCUGAGAGUAACAAUGAUAGUGGAGAUGAUUUCUUUGCCAACUGGGAAAAGAAACCACUUGUUGCAUCUCCUUCGCCUUCGUCAUCCAGACCAAUGACUCCAUUACAGAACAAUGCAUCCACCGCUUCGUUGUCUUCACAGGCCGGUGGUAGCGGUGGUGUUCUGUCGGGUCCAAAGAAGACCAUCUUGAGAAAGACCACCACCACUGGUAAGAAGACCAGCAUCCUCUCAGGACCAAGAAAGUCCAAGGUCACUGCAAAGAAAAUCACCGCUGACGUUGAUUUCGACGCUGCCGAGAGAGAGGCCAAGAAGGAAGCUGAACAGACUGCUAAAUUGGGCUACAAUCCAAACAAGGAACACGAGGAAGCCCAGGACUCGUUCUUUUCCAACAAGUCCACAACCAUAACCAGUGAACCUUCAAGUGCCAACACAUUUGGAGCCGGUUCUAGAAAGACUUCUGUCUCUUCAUCUGCUUCCAAACCAAUCGAGAAAACCACACAGUCAUUUGCCAAAUUGGGCUUUGGUAUGACUGCUAACGAUGCUGCAGAGCAGGAGAAGAGACAGAAGGCUGCAGCCCAGCCAAAAUACACCGGUGAAGUUGAGAACAAGUUUGGUAAGCAAAAGGCCAUCUCCUCAGACAUGUUCUUUGGAAGAAACAACUACGACAGUGCAGCACAACAAGAGGCCCACGAAAAGUUACAAUCCUUUGGUAACACAAACGCAAUCUCCUCAGCUUCGUAUUUCGGUGAGGAUCAAGACCAAUCGUCCCAGCAAGGUGGUGCUGGCGCUGGCGUGGGUGUUGGUGCAGGAACCGGUAAUCCAUACAUCAACACCACAAACGACGACUUUGCCGUCAUCAAAGACGCCAUUGAACAAGGUGCCAAUAAGCUGGGAGGAUACCUACGUGAUUACCUCCGUUGAGAGCUGUUUUUUAACCAAUUAUACAACGUUACUACCUACACACUGAAUAAAUUGAACAAGUCUAUCCAUGGUUCUCCAUG